ACAGAUAUGUGCACAGGGAUGAAUUUAGUGGUGACCCAGCAAAAUCACAGGACUAUUGGAUUCACAGAAAUGGUGAUCUUAUUUAAUUUCCCUCUUCUAAUCCUAAACCCUAGCUUAAACUCAGUGAGUGGCUCUCUCUCCAUCUCCAAUUACGCUCCACCACCCGGCUAAAGAAAUUCUCUUCGUCGCUCUGGACUCUGGAGCCAACGUAAUCAAUCAUCUUCUUGACGGUGGUCUUAAGGUUUUGGGUAUUUUGAGUAUUCAUUGCCAACCCAUUUAGCUAAGCUCCUCAGUCUUGGCCUCUGUUCUGUUUUUAGAAAACCUUGGGAUUGUUGCUCAAAGUUGUUGGUUUCUAUGGAAGGAUUUGGAGGUUUGGGUGUCAGUGAUGGUAACAGUGCAGUAAGAAAAAAGAGGAGUAAUGCUUCCCGUCGUCCUCGAAAUGAGUCACCACUCCCUUUGGAUUACCGUGAACACUCGUCUCUAUCAGAUGUUAGCAAAGGGUCAAGUGAUGAAAAUAAUGGUUAUGGUACAGUUACUGGAAAAAAAGAAAUGAAUCUGAACCUGUGUAGUUCUAGGGCCUCAUUUUGUAACAAUGCUGAAUCUGAAUCUUCCAAGAAUGUGAUAAAAAAUGAAGAUGGGGGUCCUGUAGAUUCUGAUGAAGCUUCUAAUAAUGGAUCUUUUCGAGACAGCAGUAACCAGCAGAAGCAUAGUGGAAGUGAUUCUAAAAGGUGCAGCAAAGGUGUCCUUGCCCCUGCUAAUUGGACAAGCACAAUCAAUGCGGGGCAUUUUGAAUCUAUUUCAGAUGACUUGGAUAAUGAGAAUAAAGUGAAAAAGGUUAAGCUUAAAGUUUGUGGUGUUACAAAAACAAUUCAUGCCAAUUCCAUAUCAGAUGGUGCCUCUGCUGUUGGGUCAUCCACUACAAAAUCUUCCCAUGUUUCAUAUGCCCCCCGGCCUCGUCAGAAGAUAAUACAGGAUUCGGUUGACGGCCGCUCCUUUACUUCAGAUAAGGAUUCUGAACUGCACAGGAAGCCAUCCAAGGAUUCUAGAAAUGCCUUUAAUGCUGGGAAGGAUGAGUCUCCAGGGGCUGAUGAUAAUAUAUAUGCAAAAGAAAUAGGGAAUUAUGAAUCUGUUUAUAAGAGCAAGAGGGUCACUAAGAGACGCUUAAUAGAUGAUGCUAUGGAUGAAGGGGAGAACAACAACUUGGAGGUUCAAUACCUUGAAAAACUCAGAACCUCUAGGAUCGCUAGUGAUUAUGAUGCAGAAUACAAAGACGACGAGGAAAGAGACAGUAGGAAACAGAGGAGGAUUUCAAAGGUGUUAAAGAGGAGUUCUGAUCGCCAAUAUGAUUUAGAUAUGGGAGACUAUGGCUCAUCAAGAUUGAGAAAGGAAGCUAAGAAGACCAGAUCAGGAAGAAUAUCAGAUGAUACUGAUUAUGUGGAAGAGGAAGAUUCAAUUUCAGAUAAUGAGCCCAAUAGCAAGAGGAGAAAACCGAGAAAGGAGUUCAUCAACUCAAUUGUCGAUACUAAAAAGGAAAUGACAGUGACCACCCGUCAAAGAGCCCUUCAAACUGGCAAAGAUGUAUCUUCCAGCUUAGAUGCAAAUCUUAUCGAGUUUCCAAAUGGGUUGCCACCUGCUCCACCAAGAAAACAAAAGGAGAAACUCACUGAAGUAGAGCAGCAACUGAAGAAAGCUGAGGCUGCUCAGAGACGCAGGAUGCAAGUAGAGAAGGCUGCCAGGGAAUCUGAGGCAGAGGCAAUCAGAAAGAUCCUAGGCCAAGAUUCUAGUCGGAAGAAAAAAGAAGACAAAAUUAAGAAACGGCAAGAAGAUCGUGCGCAGGAGAGGGCUGCAAAUUCUAUGAUAAUUGCAUCAGAUUCUGUUAGAUGGGUGUUAGGUCCCGCAGGAACCAUAGUGACAUUUCCUAAUGAAAUGGGCUUGCCAACUAUAUUCAACUCCAAGCCAUGCAAUUAUCCACCUCCUCGGGAGAAAUGUGCUGGUCCAUCUUGUACAAACUCUUAUAAGUACCGUGAUUCAGAGUCGAAGCUACCCUUAUGCAGUCUUCAGUGCUACAAGGCAAUACACGAAAAGAUGUCACCUUUAACAACUUGUUAAAUGUGUGGCAUUAGGCUAUUUAGUUAGCUCUGUUUUUAGUCCUAAAUGUUAUAAUCCAAUAAGAAAUAUUUGUGUCGCUAUAGACACCUUAAUGUAAUAUAGAUAGAUAACUACUCUUAUACGUACCAGCUAAUUGUCAGUUAUAGUUACAUCUUUCAGAUAAAUGGAUAAAAUUACAGACAUGGUUUUAUAGUAAAAACGAAAUGUCGUUGUGAUA
This is a messenger RNA of Humulus lupulus (European hop), 2326 nucleotides long. RefSeq lists its product as uncharacterized. The record is from RefSeq and is a predicted model, not a curated record. Gene Ontology annotation, biological process: chromatin remodeling. The transcript has 7 exons. Gene Ontology annotation, cellular component: Ino80 complex. Bases 355 to 2109 code for a protein of 584 amino acids. NCBI's taxonomy places the organism in Eukaryota, Viridiplantae, Streptophyta, Magnoliopsida, Rosales, Cannabaceae.